Molecule: messenger RNA, 4167 nt
Organism: Chironomus riparius
Lineage: Eukaryota; Metazoa; Arthropoda; Insecta; Diptera; Chironomidae
Source: the annotation of a GenBank genome assembly
AUGAAUUCGAAUUCCACUACAUCUAAAAUAGUAGCUACAAAGAAAAAUGGAAAUAAUUUAAAUAGUUCAAUACGAUUUCGCAAUAGUUCUUCGGAUAUAUCAAUUAAUCAUAGGAAGUCAUUUCCUAGUUCUUCAUCAUCUGAUUUAUGCUCAUCAUUAAAUAGUAAUACUCAGUCGAAUGAGCAGCUGAAUGGAAAUAACCAAUACAUUUUAACACAAGCUGGUCUAGAAGAAUAUAGUCGGUCAUAUUAUGAUCAAAAUGUAAUAUUUAAUCAUCAAAAACAGUCAUCAUAUGCUCAAUCUGAAGGAUAUCACAGCUACGUAUCAAGUUCAGACUCUACAUCAACACCAUUUUUAGACAGGUUACGUCAAGAAAGUCAUUUGAUCCAGUCACGAGGCAUCAAUUGGUCUCAAGAUUUCCAAACGCAAAAUCUCAAUGGUAGUACAAACAGCAUUUCAAGUAGUACUGGCAAUAUAAGAGAAUGUUCAGAGAGCAAUUCUUCAACGGAAACAUUAAAAUGGCUUGGAUCGAUGAGUGAUGUAUCUGUGGUUAGUCAAGCAACGAACACAUCUACGCUUUCUGCAGCAUCUUCACAGUUAAUUGUGCACAGCUCAAAAGUUCACACCCCACAGAGACAUAAUUCCGAAAGUGUACUUUACAUGAACGAAGAAAGUAUUUGUUCUGCAAACUCUGCGGAAGAUCCAUUACUUAAUAAUUCACAGCAACGAUCUAGCCGAAGUGAUAAUAGAUUAUUUCCGAUUAGCACAUAUAUAGAGAGCUCAGCGAUACAAAAUAAUUCGUUAACAUCACCUUCGUUACCAUCUCCUGAAAACAAACUAGCCAAUAUUCAACAAUGGCAAUCAGUUGCUGAUCGUAUUAGUGAAUUAGAGAACCAACAACAAGUAAUUCACGAUCAUAAUAGACAAAAUUAUACUUAUUUAGAUCCGAGUAAGACAAAUCGUAUACCAAGUUCGACAUUGAAAGCAUUUCAAAAGAACGCUGUUCAAUCAUAUUUUGAAAGACAACAGCUACAACAACAAUCGCUUAGACUGAGCAAAUCUAAACUCAAUGUUGAAAAUGAUGAUGUAACAAAAUUAAGAAUAAAUGACCAAGAAAAAAUGAACUACAAUCUUAGACUAUCCAAUACUUCAUUAGCUGGAAAUUCACCUCCAUCACCAUCUUUUAGUACUAGUCAACGUUCAUCACUACCAAAUUGGCCAAGUGAUGCUUCAUCUAUGAUUGGUAUAAACUCGAAUAUUAUGAUGAGAAACAAAAAUGAUGUAGCCAAAAAGAACAUGAAAAAUAAUGCAAUAAGUUCAGCAAUGCCUGAAAGCCAAUUGCAUCAAAUUGUAAAUGAUACUAAUCAAACAAUCAAUACUACUUUUACGUCAUUUUGUGAAAUUAAGACUGAAAAUUGCAAUUCAACAAAUGCUACAUCCGUCCAAACUUGUAAAAACAGUGAUAUUAAUCUUAAUACAAAUGCUGGCGAUAAUAUACCACCACCACCGCUUCCAAGAAAGAGUUCCAUUUUAAGAAGAACUUCAUCUGCUUCGGAAUAUUCAUCUACGCGAGAUAGAAUACUGCAUCAAAGUCAGCACUUAUCGAAAGACUUAUUAGCUCCAAUGAUAUUAGGAAAAAUUAUUUCUAUAGAUGAUUGGGUUCCAGAGAGACCACCGAAGCCUAAAAGUAGACCUGGAAAUACUAUGCCGUUACGAGUUCCUUCCCCUGACUUACCACCUCCUCCAAUCGAUACCACAAUACCGCUAAGUGAACAAGAUGAAAAUUUACCAUUACCACCAUUAGAAGUCCUUAAACAGGAUUACGAAAUGAGAAUGAAUCAUCAACCAAGUCGACGAAAUAGUUUUGCAGGACAAGGUAGUUUACCUCCAAAAGUCAUAAAGAAUGUAAACAUUCAUUUAUCGCCUCCUGCAAUUCCUAUGAGGCCAAAAAUCGUUCCAACACCAAUAAUGACUAUCAAUACAAAGCCGACGAUUUAUCAACCAACACAAGAUCACACUGUACUUGCACAGCGAGCGGUUGUACAAAAGCAAUGCUCUAAUGAGCAAAUUACUUUCAAUCACCAUGAGCAAGAUAUGACACCUCCGCGCGUAGCACCAAAUCGUUUGCCUGAUCAACGUAUUUCAAUUAGAAAACGAGCUCACAAUUCUUCGCCAAAGGAUUGCAUUGGAUACUCUGUGACGCCACCUCCGUUGAAGCCGAGAAUGCGGAACCAAAACGAGAGCAAUACUCAAACACAACUUAAUGUCGUUAAUAAUAAUAAAGUCCGAAGCAAUUCAAAGGCAUCAUAUUUACCACGGCAACAACGUGAUAAAUUACUCGAUCCUGACCAUGGAAGUUAUAAGUUGACACUGCAUGAACUUAGUGAUAAUAUUAACGUAGAAUAUCAAGAGGAUUUAACAAAAUGCAAUCUACCAGAUGUGUUACCCGUGAAUGUGAAAUAUCACAAUUCAUAUCGAAAUGCUUAUCAUUACCACAAUCAUAUGAAAUCACCGCAUUUUCAUUCAUCAGAUUCUCAAUUAGUUCCACAAAGUGCUCCAACUUUAGGUGGAAAUCCAAUGAAAUCGAUAUUCCAUUUUCAAAUGAGUAACAAUUUGAAUAGCAUGUCUCCACCAUCAACUGCUCCUGUUCAGUCAAUAUCUUCUUCUCCUUCGUUUAAUAAUGGAUCUCCUAUCCCAGCAAUGAGUCCACAGUCGACUUCUUUGCAAAGUCCAAAAUAUACAUCACAAUCAACAAUUGAUUUAAAAAUGACACAAGUUAUUGACCCUAAAUUGUAUACAAAUGAAGAAUUGAUCAAAGCCUAUCAUCAACAAAAAGAGACAUGCCGAGAAUUGAACAAAACAAUAUUAUGUAAUUCUCUACAGUCAAUACAAUCUUUAAAUGAAUGUGAUAAUAAAAUAGCUGUUGUGAGAAAGUUGAAUAUGGUUGAAUCUCCAGAAGAAUCGAAUGAAAAUCUGAACGAUACAAAAAAUACAUCUACAGAAUCUUUAGAAGAAAAAGCAAUGAAUGAAAAAUCCGAAAAACAAAUUAAAAUUGAGAAAUCUACUAAUUCUGAGAUUGAAGAAGAACCGUUAAUUCUAGAGGAAACUGAUGAGUCAAAGGUGAUGCAAAAAACUGAAAUUACACUUACGGUUCGGCCCAUAAUACAAGAUAAAAUCGAUAUGGCUUGUCAAACGGAAGAAAGUCAGGAUUCAGAUAAAAAUAUAUCAUUAUCAAACGUAGAAGAUGAGAGUUUGAAUAAAGACUCAACAAACUUUACAAAAUUGUUUACACCUAAUCAGCGACCAGAAGAGUUUGAUUGUGAAAAGUUGUCAAAAGAUCUCAUAAGUCAGUUGUCUCCGUCAGACAAACUCCAUAAUAUUUUAGUUCCAAAAACAGUAAAAUCAUCCGCAGAUUAUAUAUCUGAUCUAUUUAAAAUUAAUGUUACUAUACGUCCAACGAAGAAAGAUGUAUCAACAUCAACACUAGAGAAAACAAUGAUCAAAAGUUCAAUGGAAAUGCUGACAUCGAAUUCGACCUACUUUUCCACAUCGGAACCAAAAGCAAAACUAAUGACAAGAUAUAGUCGUGAGAUGACUUUAAUAAAUAGCGAUUCUAGUGAUUUAACAAAGAAGAAAGAAGAGCUAGUCGAGCGACUUGGUAAAAAAUUGAAAAUUCUUGAAGCUGAACAAACUAUAUUAGCCGAAGAAAGUUCUAUUAAUGAAAGUCUUGGUCACGAAGUAGCAUUUAAAGUAGCACAGAAACUUAAACCAGGAGAUUCUACGAAAUUUAGGUCUUAUGUUGAUGAUAUUGGCUAUAUAACCAUGCUAUUGCUUUCAUUAUCAGGACGGUUGGCUCGAAUUGAGAAUGCUUUGCAUACCAUUGGUGAAAAAAGUACUGAUAAAAAAAUUUUGGAAAACAAACGAGACAGACUCUUAGAGCAAUUGGAUGAAGCCAAAAGCCUUAAGGAAGAUAUUGAUCGUCGAGGAACAAAUUUAUCAAAAAUUUUGGAAAAAUCUUUAACACAAGAUGAAUAUGCUGAUUAUGACUAUUUCAUUAAUAUGAAAGCAAAACUCAUUGUUGAUUCAAGAGAAAUUGCUGAUAAGAUUAAACUUGGAGAAGAACAGCUGAAUGCCCUUAAAGAUACUCUUGUUCAUAGUGAAUGCUAA